AUGGGUUGCUUCUUCCGCGCGUACAUGCUGGCCAUCGCCAACGCCGUCUGCAUCGGCGGCACGGUCAUGAUCGUCUACGCGUUCGUCAACCUGGCGCGGAAGCCCCACAGCAAGGUGUCCAUCGUCGAGGCCUCCGUCUUCCUCCUCUGCUGGGUUAGCGUCACGGCCGGCGUGUACACGGCCUUCUGCGCCGACCUCUUCCAGCUGUCGGCGCUGAGUCGGUGCCUGGCCUGCAUCCCCGGGGCAAUCCGUGGCGCGGGCCGGCUUCUCUGCCUGCCGUGGCGGUGCGCGCGCGCCCGCCGAAGCGGCGGCGGCGGUGCUCUGCCGCAGUAUCUGGAUCAGACACCGAGCCACAUGCCCGUGCUGGCCCGGGAGCCGCCGGUGCAUGGCGGCGCGCGAGCGGUGACGGCGAAUGACAUCCCGGCUUACGAGCAGCCGGAGGGCGGCGGCGGGUCCGAGUGCACGAUUUGCCUCGGGGAGGUGGAGAAGGGGGACGCGGUGAAGCGGAUGCCGGUGUGCCUGCACAUGUUCCACCAGCAAUGCGUCGAUCCGUGGUUGCACGAGCACUCGACAUGCCCGGUGUGCCGGUGCAACAUCUUCGCGCCGUUGCCGGCCGAAAUGCAGAUGGUAUGA
This is a messenger RNA of Triticum urartu, 633 nucleotides long. RefSeq names its product putative E3 ubiquitin-protein ligase ATL45. Lineage: Eukaryota; Viridiplantae; Streptophyta; Magnoliopsida; Poales; Poaceae. The record is from RefSeq and is a predicted model, not a curated record.